Larimichthys crocea (large yellow croaker) is the source of this 2420-nucleotide messenger RNA. RefSeq names its product periphilin-1. Gene Ontology annotation, cellular component: nucleoplasm. The transcript is spliced from 10 exons. The record is from RefSeq and is a predicted model, not a curated record. Bases 243 to 1241 code for a protein of 332 amino acids. Gene Ontology annotation, biological process: negative regulation of DNA-templated transcription; negative regulation of gene expression, epigenetic; protein localization to heterochromatin. NCBI's taxonomy places the organism in Eukaryota, Metazoa, Chordata, Actinopteri, Sciaenidae.
UGUUUUCAGGAAGCACCUUGCCCCAGCGAAGAAGAAGAUCCCUCAGGAUAAACACUUGUGGUGUGUUUGUGUUUUUUUUUUUGCUUUCACUCGCACGUAACGUUGACUUAAGUUAACGUGACCUUUAGUCACAUGAGAAAUAUGUAAAAAAAAACGCACUUUGCUUUGGUCAGGGCGGAUUCACAUCAGUAUUUGGUUCGUCGUUCUCUGUGAAGACAUCUUGAGCGUAUCAUCCCUUCAACAUGGCAUAUCGGCGUGGUCGCAACUCAAUUAGAGAGGAAUAUGAACAGCGCUUUUCACAAAUGGAUACAAGAGAGGUGACGGUCCAUCGAGUUGUCAAUAUUGUUGAAAAGAGAAACCCAAUGUCUCAGUCAGGGAUGGAGCUUGACAGAGGCUUUAACGAUGACAAGUUGUACGGUGGUCCCCGAGGUUACCAGGACGCAAGAGAUCCUCACGGCGAAGGCAGUUACCCACCCAGUGAUCGAUUUUUUGACGAUAACCCCAACUAUGGCAGUUUUCGCAGAUAUUCCUCGCCCCCACGAAAUGAUGGCUCGUACUCCCAACAGUGUUAUGGCAGAAAUGAUUUGAGGCAUCACUUAGUCCCAAGGAAAAAUAGCCGAGGUGGCACCUAUUUCCGCAACAGAGGUAGAGGAUCAGGCCCUCCUUCAAGAGAAGACCGCAGCGACUACAGGAUUUCUCCACCUGUCAAACGGGACCGCUCUCCUGGAAACAGGGAAGCCCAGCGACCAGUCCGCUCUGGAUCAAACACCAGCAACAGGAGCUUCUCCCCUGACAGGGACAAAGGCUAUGUCCAACAGCCCACCCAGAAAAAGCAUAAGCCCAAUGUGCCGACGAGCCACACUCCCAGCAGCUCUGCUGAGGGCUCUCCUCACAGCUCAGGAUCUUCAAAGGAAAAAACUGCUGCAUCUGUAGCAGAGACGGAGGAGGUGGCGGCUGCCAGCAUGGAGCCAAAGCUGACACCAGAGGCCGACUUCAAGGCUCGCCGGUCGGAGGCCAUUAAAGCUAAGGCUCUGGAUAUCGAGAAGCAUUACAGGCAGGACUGUGAGACAUUUCGCACAGUGGUGAAGAUGUUGGUGGCCAAGGAGCCCAGUCUGGAUAACGUGCUGCAGGCUCCACUGGAUGAGAACCUGUUGGAGAUGAAACACCGCUGCCUGGAUUCCCUUAGGCACUUUGUGAAGGAGCUGGAUGAGGUAUUAGAUGCCACAGACCAAAAACACUGAAGUAAUAAUGUGGAAUAUGGGAAAUCCGAAAUAAGUGUUAGGAAACGAUCAAGACCAAGAGUACAUCUUACCCUAAGCUAGCAAAAGGGAAACCAUGGUAAAGAGACUGACAAACUAAGAAACAUGCUCUAAUUUUAGCUUUGUUAAAAAAACAACUUCAUCCUGUUUAUGUAAAUCAUGCAUGCACAUUCUGUCAAACCAGUGAGAUUCUUUAUAUUCAAUUUUUAAACAUUUACAUACAUAUAGGCAAAAACACAGUGUUAUAAAGCAGGCGUGGGGACCCUGUGUGUGUGUGUAUAUAUUUAUAUAUAUGACAUCUUUAACAAAAUUAAUAAAUGAUAAUAAAUCAUUGUACCUUUUUAUUACAUGUGACAAAUGGUUUAUCAGUUCAAUAUCAAACUACUCUGCAGAGAAACAUGCAGGAACAGACUCAUUGUCUGGUAUUACUUUAUGAGACCAAGUGAAGACACUUGUUUGGUGUCGUUGUCAUGCCGAUGAUAUUGAAACAGGUAUUGAGUGUCUUUUUUUUCAAGCAAGUCUUUUUUUUCUGUCAAGCAAAGUGACGUAGUGGUGUGAUUAGUAGCAGCAUAGUAUAUGUAAGAUCAAUAUGAUACAGAUUGCUUUAAAAGGAUACACCUAAAUAUUAUAUAGUAAGAAUGAAUGGAUGUAAAAUGAUGAACACUUCGAUGUGCAAGCACAUAAUGCUGCAUUUAUGGUAUUCCCAUUGAAAUUUGGUCGGCGUGGCAAGCCGUCGAUUUUACCCUACAUUCUUCUCGAUGAGAUGGAAGAUAGUGUUCAUACCUUCUUCCGGCUCUGCAUUUGUCUCUGGGCCUACACCCCCUUCAUCUCCGCCUCAGUUUCUCUGAAAUUUGACUUCGGUCCAGGUAGUAUUUUCAGUCCGCAGAGGACAGUCAGCUGGUUGUGGAGGUAAACAAUACCCAGGUCUUGUCUGCUGGACAUCCCAGGACCGAAAGUGAAAGAAGCAUCAGGAUAAAUAGUCAGAAAUGUUUAAACUGCACGCUUUCUUGGAGAAGUAACAGUGAUAGGGGAGAAAGACAGACAGAGGGAAGGGAAAUAUGUUGAAUCAAGGAAUUGCAUAUAUUUUGUUCUGUAUGGGAUUUUGCACAUGGUGUUUUAUAUCUUUUUAGUAAAUAAAAGUAGAUCACUUGAUCUAUUGAA